CACAAAUUCCCAAAAACAGUCAGCUGUUCAACCAACUCAACCAAAAUGUCUUCCAACACGGUUGUCCGCAUCGACAUGCGUGAUAAGCUGCCAAAAGUAGCUUCUGGCAAAGUCCGCGAUCUCUUUGCGAUUGACGAUGACACACUGUUGUUCGUUGCGAGCGACCGAAUUUCGGCUUAUGAUGUGAUCAUGGAGAAUGGCAUUCCAGGCAAGGGCGCACUUCUCACAGCCAUGAGCAUAUAUUGGUUCAAGUACCUCGUCAGCCAAGUUCCGGGUCUCCAGACUCACUACAUCACCAACUCCCUGCCAUCAGCCAUCUCAGAUCUUUCAGAAUUUCAAGACCGGAGCAUGCAAGUCCGUCGCCUGCGCAUCAUCCCAAUCGAGUCCAUAGUCCGCGGCUACAUCACUGGCUCUGGGUGGUCCGAGUACAAGAAGUCCGGGACUGUGAAUGGAAUCCAACUCCCUGCUGGACUCAUCGAAGGCCAAAAGCUCCCACAACCGCUCUGGACCCCAUCCACGAAGGCCGAACUGGGCGACAAGGACGAGAACAUUUCCCCAGAAGCGGCCCGCAAGAUCAUCAACAACGAGGCCAUCGCCGCCAAAGUCGAAGAACUCAGCCUCAAGAUCUACUCUGCAGCAGCAGCCCGUGCUGAAUCUGUUGGCAUUGUUCUUGCAGACACGAAGUUUGAGUUUGGACUCGACGCCAACGACAACGUUAUCCUGGUAGACGAGGUUUUGACGCCGGAUAGCUCUCGUUUCUGGCCGCGGGAGACGUGGGAAGAGAACUUGGGCAAGGCGCAACCAAGCUUCGACAAGCAGUUCUUGCGGGACUGGCUGACGAGUAAUGGAUUGAAGGGGAAGGAGGGCGUCAAGGUGCCGGAAGAUGUGGUCAAGCAGACGGCGGAGAAGUACCGAGAAGCUUAUGAGAAGAUUACAGGGAAGACGUCGUAGAGGGUUGACUUUAGGUAUUGCAUGGCGAGUUG
Dothidotthia symphoricarpi CBS 119687 is the source of this 983-nucleotide messenger RNA. Its product is annotated as SAICAR synthetase. NCBI's taxonomy places the organism in Eukaryota, Fungi, Ascomycota, Dothideomycetes, Pleosporales, Dothidotthiaceae. The coding region runs from base 46 to 951 and encodes 301 amino acids. Gene Ontology annotation, biological process: 'de novo' IMP biosynthetic process. Gene Ontology annotation, cellular component: cytoplasm. The transcript has 2 exons. Gene Ontology annotation, molecular function: phosphoribosylaminoimidazolesuccinocarboxamide synthase activity. The record is from RefSeq and is a predicted model, not a curated record.